Messenger RNA from Prunus mume (Japanese apricot), 2076 nucleotides. Its product is annotated as protein DETOXIFICATION 43. NCBI's taxonomy places the organism in Eukaryota, Viridiplantae, Streptophyta, Magnoliopsida, Rosales, Rosaceae. Gene Ontology annotation, biological process: transmembrane transport. The record is from RefSeq and is a predicted model, not a curated record. Gene Ontology annotation, molecular function: xenobiotic transmembrane transporter activity; antiporter activity; citrate transmembrane transporter activity. Gene Ontology annotation, cellular component: membrane.
GAAAAGAGCUUGAUUUGCAAUUGCUCUCUCUCUCUCUCUCUCAGAGCACAAAGAACAAUAAGCGCAAAGUAUCAACUUAAACAUGGCUGAGGAGCAAAAUUUGCAUGAAUCAGUGAGCAAGUGGAAGUUACCUGUUGGUGUUUUCUUCAAAGAUGCAAGGCGGGUUUUCAAGUGGGAUAUUCUUGGUAAGGAGAUACUAGAGAUUGCAUUCCCUGCUGCUUUGGCUGUAGCUGCUGAUCCUGUCGCUUCUUUGAUUGACACGGCAUUCAUAGGUCACAUAGGUCCUGUGGAACUUGCAGCAGCAGGAGUAUCUAUUGCCCUGUUCAAUCAAGCUUCAAGAAUUACUAUAUUCCCAUUGGUCAGUAUUACAACUUCCUUUGUUGCUGAGGAAGAUACUGUUGCAAAAAUGAACAUCAAAUCAGAAAAAGGUGAGCAAUUGCAAAAGGCAGACAUGCUUGAUGACUUGGAAAAAGGGGCUGCUAAACCAAAUGGUACAGCUAAAGAAAAUGGUAAGCAUCUGGGAAGUAAAACUGAAAACAGUAAGAAGGAAGAGGCUUCUGCUGAGGAUGAUGUGCAUGUGGCAGUGGGAAAAGGUGCACUUGGAGCGAAAGGUGAUAGCUCAGACAAUGGAUUACCUGAAAGCAGUGAAGCAAACAAAGCCAUAGGUUCAAGAACAACGGUUGACAAGCGCCCUUCUGAUCUCAUGAGCACCAAUAAGAAGGCAAAAAUCAAGAAACAGAAGCGACACAUUGCUUCAGCAUCGACAGCACUCAUCUUUGGAGCAAUACUUGGCCUUUUGCAAGCCAUAUUUCUCAUGUUUACAGCCAAAGUUCUCCUGGGCGUCAUGGGUGUGAAAUCAGAUUCCCCUAUGCUAGCCCCAGCACAGAAGUACUUGAGAAUAAGAUCAAUAGGUGCACCUGCAGUUCUUCUCACAUUGGCCAUGCAAGGGAUCUUCCGAGGUUUUAAGGAUACCAAAACUCCUUUAUAUGUCAUUGUUGCGGGGUAUGCAGUUAACAUUGCCUUGGAUCCACUGCUCAUCUUUGUCUGUGGCUUGGGCAUCAGAGGUGCAGCUAUGGCACAUGUUCUUUCACAGUACUUGAUGGCACUGGUACUCUUCAUAAUCUUAACAACAAAAAUUGAUCUCUUACCUCCAAGUAUUAAAGAUUUGCAGUUUGGUCGGUUUCUGAGGAAUGGUACUCUGUUGUUGGCUAGGGUGGUUGCUGUGACAUUCUGUGUGACCUUGGCAGCAUCGCUGGCUGCACGGGAAGGUCCAACUCCUAUGGCUGCAUUUCAGACUUGCCUGCAGGUUUGGUUGACAUCAUCUCUUCUUGCUGAUGGCUUGGCUGUUGCAGGGCAGGCUAUUCUAGCGUGUGCAUUUGCUGAGAAAGACUACAAGAAGGCCACAGCUACCGCAAGCAGGGUAUUACAGAUGAGCUUUAUCCUAGGUGUGGGGCUUGCUUUUGUUGUCGGGAUUGGUUUGUACUUUGGAGCUGGAAUCUUUUCUAGAGAUGUUAAUGUUUUGCACCUUAUAAGGAUUGGCCUCCCGUUUGUAGCAGCCACACAACCGAUCAAUUCACUGUCUUUUGUCUUUGAUGGUGUGAACUUUGGAGCAUCUGACUUUGCUUAUUCUGCAUACUCCUUGGUUCUGGUGGCCAUAGCAAGCAUUGUAUCCUUGUUCCUUCUCUCCAAAUCCCAUGGUUUCGUUGGAAUUUGGAUUGCUUUAACCAUUUAUAUGGCGCUGCGUGCAUUUGCUGGUGUAUGGAGGAUGGGGACUGGAACAGGGCCUUGGCGCUUCCUCAAGGGUCGAUCACCACCAUAGGAAUAUUUAAGGCUCUUACUCCCAUGAUUAAUUUUUUGCCUUAUCAUCUUUUCCUUACUAUUAUUAGCAUACAGUCAUAAAAACUCAACUUUCAGUCUGCAAUUUUUCCUCCUUUUUCUAUCAUUGUGGUGACCUGUCCAGGAUGUUGGUGAUUACAUAUUGUUGUACUAUAUAGUCCAUAAUUUCACAUAGUCAUUGUAUUUGCUGCCCCUCCUCUUUCUUUGGGGUGGAUGGAUUGAUUGGAACGAAAUGACAAC